Jatropha curcas is the source of this 1858-nucleotide messenger RNA. Its product is annotated as putative disease resistance protein At1g58400. Lineage: Eukaryota; Viridiplantae; Streptophyta; Magnoliopsida; Malpighiales; Euphorbiaceae. The record is from RefSeq and is a predicted model, not a curated record.
GUUAAAAUUAUAGGGUCACCGCUCAUUUUGUAGACUCUUUGUCCUUUUUUUUUCCUUUAUUAUCCUUUUCUUUCUUUACCCUUUGAAUUUGAUGGUGGAUCUCUGAAGAAAUUCUUGUUACCCUUAAAGCUUCUCUUAAAGUGACAAUUGAAAAAGCAUCAAGCAUCUUUUCUCUCUGGAGCUGGUGUUGAUUAGUUGAAAAUCUCCAGAUAAAAUAAUUAUUUUACCUUAUCUUUUCUUUUUCUAGGUUUUCAGAUCUCAGUUCCUUCACGCAUCCAAAAAUAUGCCUCAGAUCUGCUUCACUCGUGAAUCGAGUGAUCGACAAGAAAUGUAUUUUGCGGAGAUGCAAAGAAGAAAGGAUAGCUUAUCUUCUACAGCACUAAACGAAAUAGCUGAAGAUCUGAUACCAGAGAAAGAAGGGGAACUCAUAGAUAAUCUAGCAAAUAACGUUAUCGACGAGUUAAUUCAUCUAGGACUGCUGAUAGAAACAUACACAGAGUCACAUGAUGGGCCUGAUAUUGACUUUAAUGAAUCAUAUGUAAAUUUAUGCGUUGUCGAGGUGGAUGAAGUGGAAUUUUUGGCUGAAGCUGCGAAUUUACCUGUACGAGCUAUAAUACAUCAUUACGGGAACAAUAUUCCUCCUCCUGAUUUCAAAACCCUUCAAAUUCGUUCUCUAUUUUUGGAUUCACUAUUUGGAUUUUCUCGGGCCUAUAUGGAAACUAUUUGCAAGUUGCAAUAUUUAUUGGUGUUAAGUUUGGAUGGCGACCUUGGGGAGGGAUUACCUGACGAAGUGGGUGACUUGUUUAACCUGAGAUAUUUGAGGUUGAGUUCUUUAGAAAUGGAUGAACUUCCACAGACAUUAGGCAACCUUCAAAACCUACAAACUUUGGAUAUAGACAACUCUGAAGAGGGAAUUAGAGUUCCAAGUGGAAUUGGAACAUUGAAAAGUCUUCUUACUUUAGGUGACGUAUAUGCUGGAGGCGUCACUGCCAGUGAACUAAGCUCGUUAACCCAACUGCAACAACUCAGUGUUUUCUCUGUGUCUGAAGAUAAUUCCACCCAACUAUUUGCAGCCAUCACGAAGAUGGAAAAUCUUGUCUCCUUGUCACUCCAAGCAGAUGAAUGGGACUCCUUUCAUUCAUCUGUUCUAGAUUUGGAAUCAUUUUCCCCUCCAUCUUCUAUUAAACAUCUGAGUUUAUGUGGUGCCCUUGUUGAAAUGCCUGCUUGGCUUGCCUCCAUGGAAAACCUCACUGUGUUACAUUUAAAUAAUUCCAAUCUAUUAGAGCCCCCAGCCCCUACACUUCAAUUUCUUCCCAAAUUAAAGGUUCUUCAUAUAGAUGGUGCUUAUAAAGUACGCUGCAUCGGUAAAGAGUUCUGUGACGCAGGUGGGUUUCCAAAGCUUGAAAAACUUACUUUCUCUGAUGAGGAUAUCCUAGUGGAGUGGACAGAGAUAGCCCGUGGAGCUUUUCUUAGUUUAAGGGAGCUUGAAUUUUGGUCUUGUCCAAAGUUGAGGUUUCUUCCAGAAGGCUUACAGAAUAUUUCUAGUCUUCAGGUGUUGAAUUUGUAUGAUACACAUAUGGAACUUGAAAGGCGAUUAUUGGGUGAAGAGAGUUACAAGAUCAAGCAUAUUUCAAAAGUCAACAUCAAUCGCUGAAAACGCGAGAGAAUUCGUACAAAAUAAGUUAGAAAAAAGAAAACUCUCAGAUGUUACUUUAUUUCAUUAGGUGAUUUUACGGUGGUAGUUAUUUUUUUUUUUUUAUAUAUAAGUUUUCUUUGAAUGACAAUUAAAAUAUCGUCUACUCCAGGAUGCAAUUCCAUAAUCAGAAUAUUUUUAUCCAGAAAGUUUUGGUUCUCUUUA